AUGACUCGGAGGAGGAUAAGAAAUAAGCAACUUGCCAAUGAAAAUAAGCAAAACUCUAUCCUCUUCAAACGAUCUAAAGGGCUUGCAAAGAAGGCUGAGCAAUUGCAGAUCCUUUGUGGGGUCGACAUCGCCAUCAUUGGCCACCGGCAAGGCGGUGAAAGCAAUGCCAUUCUUUGGCCGUCUCCAGAGGUAGUGGAGGAGCGGGUUAACAAAUUCAUGGAGUUUCCAGCACUUGAAAGAAAUAAGAAGAUGGUGACUCAAGAGAGUUAUCUCGAGCAAACUCUGAAUACUGAAAGGGAAAACAUUGCUAAGCUCAAGAAGGCGGUGGCGGUAAAAGAGGGCCAUCAACUGCUGGCCCAAAAGCCUUUGGACAUGAUGGAGAUGACGGAGCUAGAGAUGGUGGGAGACAUGGCAGUUGACAUGAUUAAAAUACUGAAAAAAAGGGCUGAAGAAAUCAACCAGUCAGUGGGGGCAAGGUCCAGCCCAGUUGAGGGUGGUGGAGUGCUUCUUUGGGACCACGGAUUUGGUGAGAUUAGGGCAGACAAAGAUCAAGGACUCAUGGAGGCGAUCAUGGCGGUGGGAGUAGAUAAGUGGUUUCCUAGUGGACAUGGUGGCAACAAAAGCAGUGGUGGUGGUGCCGGUAGCAGUAGUGGUGGCACUAAUGGUUCUUCUUUCUGA
Andrographis paniculata is the source of this 678-nucleotide messenger RNA. RefSeq names its product agamous-like MADS-box protein AGL80. The transcript has a single exon. The record is from RefSeq and is a predicted model, not a curated record. Gene Ontology annotation, molecular function: DNA binding; protein dimerization activity. NCBI's taxonomy places the organism in Eukaryota, Viridiplantae, Streptophyta, Magnoliopsida, Lamiales, Acanthaceae. Bases 1 to 678 code for a protein of 225 amino acids.